This is a messenger RNA of Mus caroli (Ryukyu mouse), 4402 nucleotides long. RefSeq names its product NLR family CARD domain containing 3 (gene Nlrc3). NCBI's taxonomy places the organism in Eukaryota, Metazoa, Chordata, Mammalia, Rodentia, Muridae. The record is from RefSeq and is a predicted model, not a curated record. Gene Ontology annotation, molecular function: protein binding.
UUUCCUCAGCUCUGGACAGACCAAGGCCUCAGCCUCAGCUGGCCUGCCACUGACUACCCAAGGCAUUCAGCCAUAGCCAUGGCCUCCCGCUCACUGGAGCAGAGCUGUGCCCAGGAGCAUGCAGGCGGAGCCCUUUAGCACCCUGGAGCAGCCACAAUGGCAGAAAGGAGACAACAUAGGUUCCCCAGGGUCAGUCCUGGCUCUGUAUUCACAACUUCUGGCUGCAAACACAGACUCCACGAGGAAGCAAGAGGUGUGGACAGAAGAGACAUGCCUGGCCUACAGUGCUGGCUCUCCAGCUGAGCAGGUGAAAGCCCUUGUGGAUCUGCUGGCUGGGAAGGGCAGUCAGCUGCUACAAGUCCGGGACAAAAUGCCAGACUCCCCACUAGGAUCCCAGAGCAAUGAGUCAAGGAUACCGAAGCAUUCUGAGGCUCUGCUGAGCAGGGUGGGAAAUGACCCAGAACUGGGCAGCCCCUCACACCGGCUGGCCAGCCUCAUGCUGGUCGAGGGCCUGACAGACCUGCAGCUAAAGGAGCAUGACUUCACACAGGUGGAGGCCACGCGUGGGGUCUGGUGCCCUGCCAGAGCUAUCACCCUGGACAGGCUCUUCCUGCCUCUGUCCCGGGUAUCCAUCCCACCUCGAGUCUCUCUCACCAUUGGAGUGGCUGGCGUGGGCAAGACCACGCUGGUGAGGCAUUUUGUUCAUUGUUGGGCCAGAGGACAGGUGGGCAAGGGCUUCUCACAGGUUCUGCCCUUGACCUUUCGGGAUCUCAACACCUAUGAGAAACUGUCUGCAGACAGACUCAUCCACUCCAUCUUCUCAAGCAUUGGGGAAGCUAGUCUGGUGGCUACAGCCCCAGACAGAGUCCUCCUGGUCCUGGAUGGCUUGGAUGAGUGUAAGACACCCCUGGAAUUCUCCAAUACCAUGGCCUGCUCAGACCCAAAGAAGGAGAUCCAGGUAGACCACCUGAUCACUAACAUCAUUCGAGGCAACCUCUUUCCAGAAAUUUCUGUCUGGAUCACCUCCCGGCCCAGUGCUGCUGGUCAGAUCCCUGGGGGCCUAGUGGACCGGAUGACUGAGAUUCGGGGCCUUACUGAGGAAGAGAUCAAAGUGUGUCUGGAGCAGAUGUUUCCUGAGGAGCAGAACCUCUUAGGUCAGGUCCUUAGUCAAGUGCAGGCCAACAGGGCUCUGUAUCUGAUGUGCACUGUACCAGCCUUUUGUAGGCUCACGGGGCUGGCUCUGGGUCACUUGUAUCGCACCAGGCUGGCCAUCCAAGACAUAGAGCUGCCGUUGCCUCAGACCCUGUGUGAGCUCUACUCUUGGUACUUUAGGAUGGCUCUUGGUGGGGAGGGCCAGGAUAAGGAAAAGGUAAGUCCUAGGAUCAAGCAGGUGACCCAGGGAGCUCGCAAAAUGGUGGGGACAUUGGGCCGCCUGGCCUUCCAUGGGCUGGUCAAGAAGAAAUACGUGUUUUAUGAACAAGACAUGAAGGCAUUUGGAGUGGACCUCGCUCUGUUGCAGAGCACUCUGUGCAGCUGGCUCCUGCAGCGGGAAGAGACCCUGGCCUCCUCCGUAGCUUACUGCUUCAUUCACCUGUCUCUGCAAGAAUUUGUGGCGGCUACAUAUUACUAUAGUGUAUCCAAGAGGGCCAUCUUUGACCUCUUCACUGAGAGUGGCAUGUCCUGGCCCAGACUGGGUUUCCUCGCCCAUUUCAGGUGUGCAGCCCAGCGGGCCACACAAGCUAAAGAUGGGAGGCUGGAUGUGUUCCUGCGCUUCCUCUCUGGCCUCUUGUCCCCAAGGGUCAAUGCUCUGCUGGCCGGCUCCCUGUUGUCCCAAGGUGAGCAUCAGAGCUACCGGGACCAGGUGGCUGAGGUCCUACAAGGCUUCCUUCAUCCUGACGCUGCAGUCUGUGCGAGUGCCAUCAAUAUUUUAUACUGCCUAAGUGAGCUGCGGCACACAGAACUGGCCUGCAGUGUGGAGGAGGCCAUGCGGAGUGGGACCUUGGCUGGGAUGACCAGCCCCUCACACCGCACUGCUCUGGCCUACCUCCUGCAGAUGUCUGAUAUCUGCUCCCCGGAGGCUGACUUCUCCCUGUGUCUCAGCCAGCGUGUCCUCCAGAGCCUGCUGCCCCAGCUGCUCUAUUGUCAAAGCCUCAGGCUGGACAACAACCAGUUCCAGGACCCUGUGAUGGAAUUGCUGGGCAGCGUGCUGAGUGGGAAGGACUGUCGCAUUCGAAAGAUCAGCCUGGCUGAGAAUCAGAUUGGUAACAAAGGAGCCAAAGCCCUGGCCAGAUCUCUCCUGGUUAACAGAAGCCUCAUCACACUGGACCUCCGGAGUAACAGCAUUGGACCACCGGGGGCUAAGGCUUUGGCUGAUGCUCUGAAGAUAAACCGAACGCUAACUUCUCUAAGCCUCCAAAGCAACGUGAUCAAGGAUGACGGUGUCAUGUGCGUGGCUGAGGCCCUGGUCUCCAACCAGACCAUCUCCAUGCUACAGCUACAGAAGAACUUAAUUGGGUUCAUAGGAGCCCAGCAGAUGGCAGAUGCCCUGAAGCAGAACAGGAGCCUGAAAGCACUCAUGUUUUCCAGUAAUACCAUUGGUGACAGAGGUGCCACAGCCCUGGCUGAGGCCCUGAAGGUGAACCAGAUCCUGGAGAACUUAGAUCUACAGAGCAAUUCCAUCAGUGACAUGGGAGUGACGGUGCUGAUGCGAGCCCUCUGCAGUAACCAGACACUCUCCAGUCUCAACCUACGAGAAAACUCCAUCAGCCCAGAGGGAGCCCAGGCCCUCACUCAAGCUCUCUGCAGGAACAACACUCUGAAGCACUUGGACCUGACAGCUAAUCUCCUCCAUGACCAAGGUGCCCAGGCCAUUGCAGUAGCUGUGGGAGAAAACCACUCCCUCACACACCUUCAUCUGCAGUGGAACUUCAUCCAAGCUGGUGCAGCCAGGGCCCUGGGACAAGCACUCCAGCUGAACAGAACCCUGACAACCUUAGACUUACAGGAGAAUGCCAUAGGGGAUGAAGGAGCUUCCUCAGUGGCUGGCGCACUGAAGGUGAACACAACCCUCAUUGCUCUCUACCUACAGGUAGCCUCCAUUGGUAGCCAAGGGGCCCAGGCACUUGGGGAGGCCCUCACUGUGAACAGAACCUUGGAGAUUCUUGACUUACGAGGAAAUGACGUUGGGGCAGCUGGAGCCAAGGCCUUGGCAAAUGCUUUGAAGUUAAACUCCAGUCUCCGAAGACUCAAUCUCCAGGAGAACUCACUGGGGAUGGAUGGGGCCAUAUUUGUUGCCUCUGCACUGUCUGAGAACCACGGUCUGCACCAUAUUAAUCUCCAGGGGAAUCCCAUUGGGGAAUCUGCUGCCAGGAUGAUCUCAGAGGCUAUCAAGACAAAUGCUCCCACAUGCACUGUGGAAAUAUAAGGAAAGUUCCUGGAGGACCAUGCAGAGACUCAGCCAGAAGCUUCUUCUCAGAGGACCUCUGGUCUCUGCAAGUCUUCCUGGAUUCAGAGAUGCUGCUGGGCCAGCUCUCAAGCUGGUCUCAACAGGAGGGGAAGGCGCUCCAGCAGAGUUCACAGGCACCUUGCCUGCCCAGGGCCAGCCAAAGGAAAGAUGGCUACUGUUCUGGGAUGAAGAAGGGAAGGGUCUGCCACCAGGGUCUGGCACUCAGGAGCAAAGUCUCAAAGCUCCACAAAGUAGAAGGCUGGUCCUGGCUUACUCAUUCCCCGGGUCUCCAUAUGACCCAACUCAAAAGAACAAAAAACAACAAGAUAAUCACAGUGUUCCUGCCUGCACACUCACAUGGCUGGAGUGUUCCCACCCUGCACACUCACACAGCUGGCACCAUCAGUCUCUGCAGUGUUCCUGCCCUGCACACUCACACAGCUGGCACCAGUCUUCAAGCCCACUAAGCACAUUAACUUGCCCAAAGGUGACAAUGGGUUCAUUUUUUCAAGAGAAGAAGAAAGUUUUGGGGUGUGACCCUUAGAUACAUAUUGAGAAGAUAUGAGAAAUCUGGGAAGAUAAAUGAAAGGUUAAUGCUAAGACUCUGGAGUAAGGGUUCAGUCUCCACACUCUUUAUACAUCCACCAUGCCUGCCAUAGUUGGCAUCCAGCACACUGGUUGUCCAUAGCGAAUUACGUGUUGAUACCUUGAUGCCAUUAUCCUGAUUUUAAGCUUUCAAAACCUCUACAGUGGCUGUAGCUUCCCCAUGGAGGCAAAUAAGCUAUGCUUCCCUGUGGCAAAUUCCUUCCAUUGUCUGACUGAAACAAGAAAACCUAGGCGAACUAAGGCACUAAGAUAAAUGCUUAUAAAGACCACAAAGUACAGGUGUGGUGGCGCACACCUUUGAUCCCAGCACGUGGGAGGCAGAGGCAGAGGAAUAUGUGAGUUUAAGGCCAG